AUCAUAUGUCCUUGCCUUUUGCAUCGUUGUACCCCGGAUCCACUUUGUGUUUAGUGCUAGCUAGACCGUCCGUAGAGCUACGUGACGUAUACGCGAUGGCGGAGGUGUCUGUCUCCGGAGCUGGCUCCGAUGUAAACACAGCUGUCAGUCUGACAGCGACAGCUAUGGCAUAUUUACAAGACGAGAUGAAGCCUGACGGAGAUGGCAUUUCUCCUCUCAAUCUGGGCGAUCUGGACUUGACUACGGACGAGUUCAUCUUGGACGAAGUUGACAUUCACAUCCAGGCCAAUCUGGAAGAUGACCUAGUGAAAGAAGCUCUGAAAACGGGAGUUGAUCUCAGGCAGUAUUCUAAACAAGUUCAAGCUGAACUUCAGCGAAUUGAACAGGCUUCCAUCAAAGACUAUAUAAAGGAGAGUCAAAAUAUUGCUUCUCUGCACAACCAGAUCACUGCCUGUGACUCUAUACUGGAGCGUAUGGAGGGCAUGCUGAGUGGUUUCCAGAGCGACCUGUCUUCCAUCAGCAGUGAGAUCCAGACGCUGCAGCAGCAGUCGGUCAGCAUGAACCUGCGUCUGAGGAACAGGCAGGCCGUCCGCAGCCACCUCAGCCAGCUGGUGGACGAGCUGGUGGUGCCUGGGGCCAUGAUCUCGAUCAUCCUGGAGACGCCGGUGACGGAGCAGGAGUUCCUGGAGCAGCUCCACGAGCUCAACAACAAGAUCAACUUCGCCAAGGAGCUCAGCUUCAGGGAGACUCUGGCCUGCUCUGACAUCCAGGACAUAGUGGACCGCCUGAAGAUCAAGGCUGUCACCAAGAUCCGAGAGUUCAUUCUGCAGAAGAUAUAUGCCUUUCGAAAGCCCAUGACCAACUACCAGAUACCCCAGAACACCCUUCUCAAGUACAGGUUCUUUUACCAGUUCCUCCUGGCCAAUGAGAGGACUGUUGCUAAGGAGAUCAGGGACGAGUACGUGGACACCAUGAGCAAGAUCUACUACAGCUACUUCAAGUCCUACAGCGGCAGGCUUCUCAAAGUACAGUAUGAAGAAGUAGCAGACAAAGAUGAUUUGAUGGGGGUGGAGGAUACAGCCAAGAAAGCAGGUUUCUUCUCCAAGCCGUCUCUGAAGAGCAGGAACACCAUCUUCACCCUCGGCCAGCGGGGGGCGGUGCUGAGCCCUGCCGAGCUGGAGGGACCCAUCCUCAUCCCUCACACCGCCCAGAGAGGAGACAGCAGGUACCCGUACGAGACGCUGUUCCGCAGCCAGCACUACGCCCUCCUGGACAACGGCUGCAGGGAGUUCCUCUUCCUGUCUGACUUCUUCAUGGUGACAGGAAACUCGGCCUUCGACCUGUUCAACAGCAUCAUGGGAAAGACCCUCAGCAUGUUCCUGAAGAGCAUGUCUACCUAUGUGUCAGACUGCUAUGACAGCAUAGCUGUGUUCCUGUGUAUCCACAUCAUCCUGCGCUUCAGAGCCAUCACCGUCAAGAGGAACAUCCCCGCCCUCGACAAGUACUGGGAGGCGGUUCUAGAGCUGCUGUGGCCCAGGUUUGAGCUCAUCCUGGAGAUGAACAUCCAGAGCAUCCGUAACACCGACCCCCAGAAACUAGGAGUACUGGACACCAGACCUCACUACAUCACGCGGAGGUACGCAGAGUUCUCCUCAGCAAUCGUCAGCAUCAACCAGACUUUUCCCAACGAGAGGACACACACACUGCUGGGACAGCUGCAGGUUGAGGUGGAGAACUUUGUCCUGAAGAUGGCAGCAGAGUUCCCCUCCCGGCGAGACCAGCUCAUCUUCCUCAUCAACAACUACGACAUGUUGCUCAGCGUGCUCAUGGAGCGAGCAGCGGAUGACAGUAAGGAAGUGGAGGGUUUUCAGCAGCUGCUACUAGCCAGAACACAGGAGUUCAUUGAGGAGAUCCUGUCGCCUCCCUUCGGAGGGAUGAUCGCUUUUGUGAAGGAGAGCGAGGCUCUGAUGGAGAAAGGCCAGCUGGACAGGCUGAAGAACGACGAAGCUCGUAUCACCCAGCUCAUCAGGGGUUUCUCCAGCACGUGGAAGCAGUCUGUGGAGGCUCUGAGCCAGGAGGUCAUGAGGUCCUUCACCAACUUCAAGAACGGCACCAGCAUCAUCCAGGGGGCGCUUACCCAGUUGAUCCAGUACUACCACGGCUUCCACAAGGUGCUGUCCCAACCCGCCUUCCGCAGCCUGGCGGCGCGCUCCGAGCUCAUCAACCUGCACCACCUCAUGGUGGAGGUGAAAAAGCACAAGCCCAACUUCUAACCUCGUAGCUUUUCAAAGCGUCUCGCUUCCGGAACUGUCCGGACAGAAGUUCUUUCAAACAGGGUCUGGGCUGUUCUCUCUGGAGUGUAAAGUCUGUUUGUGGGGCCGGGUUAGGAAAUGGAGAAUCCUCUCAUUCAGUUGGGUCUGGGUGGGUCGAGAUCCAGACCCUCUCGUGUGGGUUGAGAUCCAGACCCUCUCGUGUGGGUCGAGAUCCAGACCCUCUCGUGUGGGUUGAGAUCCAGACCCUCUCGUGUGGGUUGAGAUCCAGACCCUCUCGUGUGGGUUGAGAUCCAGACCCUCUCGUGUGUCUUGCGUGGGGGUUGGAGAAGCAGGAGUGGACAGGCAGACAGGGGAGCCAAGUGGUGUGUGUGAAGUACGCCUCCAUUCUUGAAGGAGCCAUCGCUGGCAAUGUUGCAUUCAUGUCAUGUGCAGGGGUAUGUAUGUUUUCGGUUGAGGUGUGAUACAUGCACACACAUAGUUGGUGAAACGCACGGGGGGACACACGUACGCACUCACACACGGAACAAACGCAUUGAAACACCCGUACACAGUCUGGAAAAACAUACACAGAAAAACACCCGUACACACUCAAACGUCAAAAAACACUCGCUCAAACACAGAAACAUACAUACAAAUACUCAUAAGAAACAUACUCAAAUACACUUGCUAAAACACACGACGCGCCUACUGGUUUACUGGGAUAUAGACUGGAAUUUUGCUGUUUACUGUAUGCCUGUUCACUGUGUAUCCUGUCCACGCUCUGUACAUUGCUGCUCUGUUAUGAACACAGUCCAGUUAUUAAGUGAGACUGAUGUAGUCAUUGGGUAUUAACUAACAUGUAUCACACAUCCUUGCCUGUACGAUAAUGCAUUUCUUUAUUGAAUGAAAUUAAAUACAUAAAUAAUUAGAA
Hypomesus transpacificus is the source of this 3183-nucleotide messenger RNA. RefSeq names its product VPS52 subunit of GARP complex (gene vps52). Gene Ontology annotation, cellular component: GARP complex. The coding region runs from base 6 to 2273 and encodes 755 amino acids. NCBI's taxonomy places the organism in Eukaryota, Metazoa, Chordata, Actinopteri, Osmeriformes, Osmeridae. The record is from RefSeq and is a predicted model, not a curated record. The transcript has 20 exons. Gene Ontology annotation, biological process: retrograde transport, endosome to Golgi; Golgi to vacuole transport; endocytic recycling. Gene Ontology annotation, molecular function: syntaxin binding.